Molecule: messenger RNA, 706 nt
Organism: Cetraspora pellucida
Lineage: Eukaryota; Fungi; Glomeromycota; Glomeromycetes; Diversisporales; Gigasporaceae
Source: the annotation of a GenBank genome assembly
ACUUACAAAAUCUGAUAAUAAUCAUUCUGUUUCAUUUUGGAAAACACUUGCUGAAAUGGCAGAAAAAGGAUUACAAAAUUUAACAUAUUCUGAAAUUUUUUUUGAUUUUAUAUCAAUUCUUGCAUCUUUAAGUCCACGAGCAUACAAUCUUUUUCGACAAAAUUUGGCUGGAAGAACAAUUCAAAAUAUUAGAUUGCAAAGAUCAUGUUCUGAAUAUGCACUUCAUGAUAUUAGCCUUUGUUAUAAAAAUGUUGUACAACUUGGAUAUUCAUCUCUUCUUGGAUGUAUUGUUGGUUCAACACUUCCAGCUUUACAAACCCGUGUACAAAGUCAUAAUAAUAUCUAUACAAUAAUUGAUAAAAUUAAAUCAAAAAAUGCAAUUGCUUCACAAGUUAGAAUAUUACUUGUUAUUGCAUAUCGUAAUUUUUAUCCAACAUAUCUAUUUGUACCGUGGAUGUAUAGUUCUGAAGGCUGCGAACAUUUUUUUGGAUUAGCACAUCAAUUAUUAUCAGAUUUUUUAUUUAAUAAUCUUAUCACUUUAGUUCCUAAAAUAUCAUAUCUUUAUAAAGCAUAUACAUCUGAAUCAAUUUCAGUUUUUAAAAAGAAAACUUCUGCAACAGGUUAUUUUUCUCAUUAUCAGGAUGAUAAUAUUUAUAAGCAUAUUGAUAAUUUGCAGCAAUGGCCUACAAAUGAAGAAAUUAAAGCU